AUGCUCCUGGCCUGGGUGCAGACGGUCCUUGUCAGUAACAUGCUCCUAGCAGAAGUCUGUGGAGCCGGAGGCUGCUUCGGGGACAACGGCCACCUGUACCGGGCGGACCAGCCCUCACCCGCGCCGGGCCUCCGCUGCCUCAACUGGCUGGACGCACACAGUGGCUUGGCGUCGGCCCCCCAGGCGGGCGCCGGCAAUCACAGCUAUUGCCGAAACCCGGACCAGGACCCGCGCGGGCCCUGGUGCUACGUCAGAGGCGAGGCUGGCGCCCCAUAUAAGCGACUGUGCGAGGACCUACGCUGCCCAGAGCCGCCUUCCCCGGCUCCACCAGCCCUGGUAACUGACUCGGAGGAGGCACAGGUAUUCCCUCCUGCCAAUGCCCUACCUGCCCGGAGUGAGGCGGCAGCGGUGCAACCUGUGAUUGGGAUCAGCCAGCGGGUGCGAAUGAACUCCAAGGAGAAGAAGGACCUAGGGACCCUGGGCUAUGUGCUGGGCAUCACCAUGAUGGUGAUCAUCAUCGCCAUUGGAGUUGGCAUCAUCUUGGGCUACACUUAUAAGAGGGGAAAGGCCUUGAAAGCGCAGCAUGACCAGAACGCGUGUGAGAGGGAGAUGCAGCGUGUCUCCCUGCCCCUGUCUGCCUUCACCAACCCCGCCUGUGAGAUUAUAGAUGAGAAGGCCGUCGUCGUCGUCGUCCACACCAGCCAGACUCCAGUCGACCUUCAGGACGGCAGCACCCCCCUCAUGGACCAGGCGGGCACUCCUGGGGCCUGA
Messenger RNA from Orycteropus afer afer, 771 nucleotides. It is a transcript of the gene PIK3IP1, whose product is annotated as phosphoinositide-3-kinase interacting protein 1. The transcript has 6 exons. NCBI's taxonomy places the organism in Eukaryota, Metazoa, Chordata, Mammalia, Tubulidentata, Orycteropodidae. The coding region runs from base 1 to 771 and encodes 256 amino acids. The record is from RefSeq and is a predicted model, not a curated record.